This is a messenger RNA of Sorghum bicolor (sorghum), 1683 nucleotides long. RefSeq names its product protein ECERIFERUM 26-like. The record is from RefSeq and is a predicted model, not a curated record. Lineage: Eukaryota; Viridiplantae; Streptophyta; Magnoliopsida; Poales; Poaceae. Gene Ontology annotation, molecular function: acyltransferase activity, transferring groups other than amino-acyl groups. The coding region runs from base 106 to 1503 and encodes 465 amino acids. The transcript is spliced from 2 exons.
AACCAGCCAGCCCCAAUCCAUCCCGCAAAAAGGUCGAGCAGCAGUAAGAUCUGACUGAUCUCGCGAUCUGCCUCCCUAGUGUGCUCUGUAGCGCGCAGAUCGGUGAUGCCUUCGGCGGCGAUGACGGUGGCGGCGGGGCUGGCGACGGGGCCGGGCAGCCGCGUGACGCGGUUCGCCAAGUCGACGGCGGCGUCGGUGACGCCCGUCAGGCCGGGCAAGACGCACGCGCUGUCGCCCCUGGACAACGCCAUGGAGCGGCACACGGUGCACGUGGUGCUCUACCUCCGCGCCGCCCCGGGCCUGGACCGGGAGCAGCUCAAGGAGUCGCUCUCCGAGGUGCUGUCGCUCUACCCGGCCAUGACUGGCCGGCUCACGCGCGGCGAAGGCAGCGACGGGGCUGGCACUGGCAGCGCGGACGCCGCGCACGCGCACCGGGGCUGGGUCGUCAAGUGCAACGACGCCGGCGUGCGCAUGGUGGAUGCCAGGGCCGGCGUCACGCUCGACGAGUGGCUCGCCACGGCGACCGGCGACGAGGAGAUGGACCUCCUCUACUACGAGCCCUUGGGGCCCGAUCCUUACAUCUGGUCUCCGUUCUACGUCCAGCUGACGGAGUUCGCCGACAAGUCGUACGCGCUGGGGCUGAGCUGCACCCACAUCCACAACGACCCCACCGCCGCCGCGCUCUUCUUCCACGCCUGGGCUGCCGCGCACCGCCGGACCACCAGCCCUUACCCGCCCUUCCUCCACGCGCCGGCAUUGGCGGUCUCCCCGACCUCGCCGCCCCCUCCCCCGCCUCUGCUCGCCGAGAAGGCCAGCGCCGUCUCCCCCGCCAGCACCGAUGCCACCGCCAUGUCCUCCGCGACGUUCCACUUCCCGGCCUCCGCGGUGCGCGCGCUGCUCUCCACCCUGGAGCCUGGCACCACCCCGUUCGCGGCGCUCGCCGCGCUCUUCUGGCUCCGGAUCACCGGCGCCGCCGACGGGGAGGGGGAGCUCACGCUGGCGCUGGACUUCCGCAAGCGGAUGUACGCGCCGCUGCCGUUGGGCUACUACGGCAGCUCCGUCCACUUCGCGCGCGCGCGCGCCGACCUCGCGUCCGGGCUGCCCGCCGUGGCCGCGGCGCUGGACCGCCACGUCGCCGGCGUGCCGGAGGACGACCUGUGGCGCGCCCUGGAGUGGCUCCACGCGCGGCAGCAGCAGGAGGGCGACGCCGCCGCGCCGUUCCAGAUGUACGGGCCGGAGCUGACCUGCGCGGCGCUGGACCACGUGCUCAUGUACGGCGCCGAGUUCGAGGCCGGUGUGCCCCCGGCCCGCGUGUCGUGCCGCGUGGGCGGGGCCGCCGGCGAGGGCCUGGUGCUCGUCCUGCCCGCGGCCGAGGGCGGCGAGGCGCGGGACGUGGUGGUGACGCUGCCCGCGGAGGCGACGGCCAGGAUCUGCCGCGACCCCGAGGUGCUCCGGCACGGCGCCGAGGUGGUGUUCGGGGCGAAGGCCGUAAAGGAGGAGUAACCUACCAGUGCCACGACGGAGCAACAAGAAUCGCUGCUGUGCUGCUGUUGCUGGUUCCCCUGAACUUAAAAUCCAUGCUCUUUACUUGUCUUGCAUACUCUGUAGCACUUCAUUUGGUUUUCAUGUGCCCUGUGGCCAUAUGUUUAUGGAUUGAUCGCAUUGCUGCCGUGCUGUUCGCAA